UCUCUUUGCAAAAAGCAGUAUAUUUUUAAGUAGGAAACCUUAUCAAGCACUUGACUUCACCUCUCAACCACUGUCAGUCAGAUGGAGUAGCAGGCCUUAAGCUUGGGGUCUCCAGAACUUCUCAGACAUUCAUGAGAAGCAGAUUAGGUUAGCACCUCCCAGUGACACCAGAUCUGUGCAUCACAGAAGGGACCAGCAAUACACAUUUUCAGGCAUUAGUAUGCAGCCCUAUAUACGCUGAGCUCACCAUAACACUCAAAGACAUGCUUUUAUGCCAAUUUUUUGCUGUUGCAAUCCUUAGUGUAGCAUUUUUUCCUGUGGUAUCAAACCACUCUGAAAGGUGAUGGCAGUCCCUUUAUUUGCAUUCAUGUCUCCUUUCAAGUCCUGAUAUUAGGCAUCCAUUGGUGCCACUUAUCUUGGGGUGGUUCCAAAGCUCCACAGAAAUCAUCACCAAAUCACAGAAUGGGCUGGGUUGGAAGGGACCUUAAAGAUCAUCAAGUUCCAACCUCCCUGACAUGGACAGGGACACCUUUCACUAGACCAAACUGCGCAGAGAUCCAUCCAACCUGGCACUAAACACUUCCAAAGGUGUGCUGCUUUAGCUCCCUAAUCUGAGCCAAAACAAAUCAAACAAAAAAGGAUGAGCUGAGUUAAAGCAGCUCAGCAAGGUGUCCUACGAUUCCCUGUGGAACUGUCCAGAUUCCCCUGUGGAACUCUGGUGAAGAACCACGUGGCAAAAACGGGAGCAAUGACCUCCACUCAUAGGUGGCUGUAACAGCUGCUCCAAUGCUUGCGAAACUAUUGCCCUCCGUAUCACACAUACUAAACUUAAUGGAAGUUCUCUGUGAGGAAGUCUCCAUAUAGAGAAAAAAACCACCCCGAACCAACACCAAAAUUGGGGAAAAAAGGUCUCUCAGCACAAGUUUGUAUCAGCCCAUUUUAUCGGUGUAGGCAACACGUUUUGAUGUGGUAUUGUGUCCUACACCUGGCAUUUUGCAGACAAGAAGCCAUCCCAAUCACUUUGCUACCACAGGACAGAAAGUAUGCUAGGUUAUCAAUGGAGAAACCCAAGAAACUACUAAUUAAAAGGAAAAGGUACUACGAUGGGGUAAAUGUUCAUAGGAUAAACUCCACGUUCCUGUAGGUCCCUGCCUCUCCACAACUGCGGGCAGCAGCUGGCUCCACUCCGCCGUGAGCGGCCGCUCGGCCCCGGGCCGGCCCCCGAGCGCCGCCCCGGCUCCCGCCCGGCCGCGCCGUCGUGGGGCUCCCCCAUUGGCCCGCCCGGAGCGCAGGAGGCCGAGCCCCGAGCGCCGCGCGAGGCGCCGGCCGCCCCUGCCGGCCGUCAGCGCGCCCUCACCCGCCCCGGCCCCUGCUCUCGGCUCCCGAACCCUUCACCUUCCCGGCGGGCAGCGACCGCCGCCCGGCCCGGCUCGGCCCGGCCCUCCCCCGCCACUCCCUUCCCUCUCCGCGCCGCACUCACAGCGUGACCCGGGAGACGGCGAUGCGGACGGGCACGCUGCGCUCCUUGAAGGCGGUGGUGAUGAAGCAGCCGAAGUAGCACACAGUCUGUACAUCAGCAACCUCCUCUCUUCAUACUUUAUGAAGAGUAGUAUUUGGUUUGAACUAAUGGGCUUGAGCUCCUGUUUAGAAAAGGACACAGCAGCUGCUUGAUGUUUUCCAGUCACUCCAGCUUCUGAAUUUCUUGUACCUCUCAGAUUGAAAGAAAUGAGUAGGAUUUGUAAUUGCUAUUGGCUGGAAGUGCCAUGGGGAGAUGGAGAUUUAGGUUCUUGGGCAGAUCGCUCACCUCUGCAUGAGGCAGCCAGUCAAGGACGUCUUCUUUCUCUGAAGACUUUAUUGUCACAGGGGUACAAUGUAGACACACUAACAAUUGACCAAGUAACUCCACUCCAUGAAGCCUGCCUGGGAGACCAUGUAGGAUGUGCAAGAAUCCUCCUUGAAGCAGGAGCGAAUGUAAAUGCUACAACAAUUGAUGGAGUGACACCUUUAUUUAAUGCCUGUUCGAGAGGCAGUGCAGCAUGUGCUGAGCUCCUGUUACAAUAUGGUGCCAAAGCUCAGUGGGAGUCCUGUCUGCCAUCACCAACACAUGAAGCAGCCAGCAGAGGUCACAGUGAAUGUCUGGAGGUACUGAUAUCCUGGGGUAUAGAUGUUGACCAAGAUCUUCCUCAUUUAGGAACACCUCUGUAUGUAGCUUGUGUUUCACAGCAGAUCCAUUGCAUUCGAAAGCUUCUUUAUGCAGGUGCCAACGUGCAGAAAGGAAAGCAUUUGCAAACUCCACUCCAUGCUGCUGCCCAGCAUUCUAGUACAGAGAUUGUAAACUUACUCCUUGAAUUUGGGGCAGACAUAAAUGCCAAAAAUUCAGAUUUUGAGAGGCCUGUUGAUUUAGCUGCUCCAAGCAGUUUAGUGGAGAGACUGCUGCUCUUCCAUGAAGCCACACCAUCGUCUCUUUGUCAGCUCUGCCGACUAUGUAUCCGAAAUUACAUAGGAAGAGCUAGACUGCAUCUUGUUCCACAACUCCAGUUGCCAACAAUACUUAAGAAUUUCUUACAGUAUAGAUAACAUAGUAAUUAAUAGUUAGAAACUUAAAUGUAGUGAGUACAUUUUUUUCUCUCUGUUUAUCUAUGUAUGUUUUAUCUGAAGAACUGCUGGGCGGAAAAAAAAAAAGCCUUUUGCAUAUUGCUUAAAAAAAUUGUAUCUUUGACACCUGGUGUUGGUAAUGUAAUAGUAAUUGUGAGCCAUUCAGCAACUAGUGCCAAGGUGCUAAUCCAGCUGAAUUGAAUAAGUGUGCUGAUACUCUGGGACAUGAUUGUAUAACUUUAUCUUAACUCUUUAUAGCUUUAGUGCUGUUAACUUUAACUGUGUUUAUGUUUUUAAAAUCUGUUUGACACACCUCAACCACAAAGAGUUUCUUCAUUAUUAUUUGUUAAGUUUGUCCAUUUGGAGUCAAUAUUUUAUGUAUUUUCAAAUUUCUGUUGUUUGUGUACCUAAAAAUACUUGGUGAUGGGUACACUAUAUGCAUUGAUAAAAAUAAAACAAUUAAACAUUAAUUCUUUUUAUUUUUCUUCAUAUAGACAAUUCAUUAAUCACAGUGAGAAACUUGCUUUACUCUUCCUCACUGCCUGUGUUGUGGGUUGUAAUUAAACUGAUAUGAACAUAA
Motacilla alba alba is the source of this 3175-nucleotide messenger RNA. RefSeq names its product ankyrin repeat and SOCS box containing 5 (gene ASB5). The transcript is spliced from 9 exons. NCBI's taxonomy places the organism in Eukaryota, Metazoa, Chordata, Aves, Passeriformes, Motacillidae. Bases 1726 to 2577 code for a protein of 283 amino acids. The record is from RefSeq and is a predicted model, not a curated record. Gene Ontology annotation, molecular function: protein binding. Gene Ontology annotation, biological process: intracellular signal transduction; protein ubiquitination; positive regulation of protein catabolic process.